Molecule: messenger RNA, 642 nt
Organism: Lasiodiplodia theobromae
Lineage: Eukaryota; Fungi; Ascomycota; Dothideomycetes; Botryosphaeriales; Botryosphaeriaceae
Product: Peptidyl-tRNA hydrolase domain-containing protein
Exons: 3
Coding region: 1-642 (213 amino acids)
Biological process (GO): mitochondrial translational termination
Cellular component (GO): mitochondrial large ribosomal subunit
Molecular function (GO): translation release factor activity
Source: RefSeq, a predicted model, not a curated record
AUGGCCUACGUGCGUGGCCCCGCUCUCCGCUUCCUGCGCCGCCCAGCCCUGCGCCCCACCCGCGCGCUGAUUGCGGCGGCAGCAACAGCGGCACCAAUGCGGCGCCCCGUGCUGCAGAUUCUGCACGCACGCUUGCUGGCCUCUCGCCGCACAGCCGCUGCGGCGUCUGAAGAAGAUCUGGCCGCUGCCCGCAAAUGGCUGCAGAAGCUGGAUUCCGAGACCAUCCCCCCAAGCAUAGGCGAUGUCUCGUUCAGCAGGUCCUCAGGGCCCGGCGGCCAAAACGUGAACAAAGUCAGCUCCAAGGCCACUCUGCGCGUUCCUCUCGACGCCCUGCUGCCAUUGCUGCCGGCCGUCCUCCACCAAGAGAUACGUUCCUCCCGCUACUUUGCCGCCAACUCUCAUGCCCUAGUCAUCCAGUCAGAUGACAGUAGAAAGCAGACUGACAACGUCCAUGCCUGCUAUCGAAAACUCCACCAAUUGAUUGUGGACGCGGGUAAAAGCGCCGUGCCCGGCGAGACGUCAGAAGAGCAGAAAGAGCGGGUCCGAAAACUAGAAAAAGCAAGUAAUGAAGCCAGGCUCAAGACGAAGAAGUUCAACAGCGGCAAAAAGAGUGCGCGGAAGGGAGGUAGUCCUGAUUAUUGA